CAGCCCGAGAUCGUCCCGCGGGACGCGCCGGUAGCUUCUGCUCGGAUAUAAAGUGAUCGCGUGCUUGCAAGCUCAGUCACAUCACCCUCGACUCUACCACGGCAAUAAUCACACGCCAGCUUAUUUGCUUCCCUCCACACUAACAAUAUUUAUUUAUCACCGACUUCCGCAAUCUACCACCUGUUCGCGACAGCCAACACCUCCAAUAACCGCCAACAUUUACUUCCGAUAAUUGAUCCACUGAAGACUCACUUAUAAUUCCGGCACACGAAAAUGAUGUCCAGAAUAACAUUUUUGGCUGUGAUCGCGGUGAUAAUCCUGGUGGGGUGGAGUGCAGCUCUUCCGGCAAACAAGGAACGAUAUCUGAAUGAGCUUGACCUGGUCGAUGACGACGGAACCAUGGACACAGCUUUGAUAAAUUACCUCUUCACAAAGCAGAUCGUAAAGCGUCUUCGCAAUCAGAUGGACAUCGGUGAUUUACAGCGUAAGCGCACAUAUUGGAAACAGUGCGCCUUCAACGCAGUAUCAUGCUUCGGUUAAGACACCAAUUAGCAUAAUAUAUACACACAUAUAAUAAUCAUAACUUGAUUAAUAUAUUUGUCUUAUUCACUCUACCUCCUAGAUGUAGUUCUGUAAUCCGUCGAAAAUUAAUCGGCGGACUUAGAAAAUUUAAACCUCGCUAAAAUUUAAAUUUCCGGCACAAAUUUAAUUAUCAAAUUAAAUCAAAUAUAUAUAUGUUAUAUAUAUUAUAUUGAUGUUUCCUAUAUAAAUGUGAAUAUAUAUUAAUAUAAAUAUAAUAAUAUAUGAGUAUAAUGUUAUCUUCUUGGUUUUGAGUAAUUUAUUUAUAAACAAUCUCUAACUGAGUUUAACUUAGACCGGCUUCAAAAUUAUUUUAAUUGACGUAGGAGGAUAUUAUACUAUAUUUAUUAUUAUUAUUAUUAUUCUUAUUCUUAUUAUAAUUAUUAUAUAAAACAAAAUUUAAGUAUUUAUAAUUCAAAAGCUUUAUUUUAAACAUUGUAUAAGAUAAAAGUUGGUCUGAAUUUAUGUAACGUUGAUUUUAAAAUAAAAUAUACACAUAUAUAUCUAUAAAA
Molecule: messenger RNA, 1091 nt
Organism: Cotesia glomerata
Lineage: Eukaryota; Metazoa; Arthropoda; Insecta; Hymenoptera; Braconidae
Product: prohormone-1-like
Exons: 3
Coding region: 274-540 (88 amino acids)
Source: RefSeq, a predicted model, not a curated record